This is a messenger RNA of Chenopodium quinoa (quinoa), 1724 nucleotides long. RefSeq lists its product as uncharacterized. Bases 154 to 1164 code for a protein of 336 amino acids. The record is from RefSeq and is a predicted model, not a curated record. The transcript has 9 exons. Lineage: Eukaryota; Viridiplantae; Streptophyta; Magnoliopsida; Caryophyllales; Amaranthaceae.
UAGUUUUGUAAAAAUAAUUUAUUUUAACGUGAAGGAAACAUGAAUUUGAUUCACAAACGAUAGAUAAACCAUUUAAUUAGAGAUAAAAUAAAAAUAUUAAAACCCCCGAAGAAAAUAAACUGGAUAAGGUCCUCAUCCACUGAGUAGGAUUUCAUGGCAGCAACAAAACCGUCAUUCCCUCCAAUUCCAGCUUACACCAUAAAAAAUCAAAGAAACCCAAUAUUUUUUCAAUCAAUUACUCCUAUUUCUUUGAUACCCACAAAUUAUUAUUACAAAUGUUGUUAUUUAAAGCACAAUUUUGAGAAAAUUUGCUCCAUAAAAUCAUCUCCAAUCGUAAGUGCUGUGAAACAAGAUGAAAUUCAAUCAUCCGAUUCAGAGGCAUCCAAGUAUCCUUCAGCUUCAACUUCUAAGUUGGUUCUUGUUGUUGGUGGCACUGGCGGUGUUGGGCAGAUUGUAGUGGCAUCAUUGCUCAAUCGCGAUAUCAAAGUACGUCUUUUAUUACGAGAUCCUGAAAAGGCAACCAAAUUGUUUGGUGAACAAGAUGAAGAGAAAUUACAGGUGUGUAAGGGGGACACAAGGAACCAAGAGGAUCUUGAUCCAUCAAUUCUCGAGGGUGUCACACAUGUUAUAUGCUGCACAGGGACGACAGCUUUUCCUUCACGGAGAUGGGAUGGAGAUAAUACACCUGAAAGAGUAGAUUGGGAUGGAGUAAGAAACCUCGUAUCAAUACUGCCCUCGACUCUAAAAAGAUUUGUUCUUGUUUCAUCAGUUGGAGUGACCAAGUCCAAUGAACUACCAUGGAGCAUCAUGAAUCUUUUUGGUGUUCUGAAGUACAAGAAGAUGGGAGAGGAUUUUCUUUGUGAUUCUGGCAUUCCUUAUACUAUAAUCAGACCCGGGAGGUUGACUGAUGGCCCGUAUACUUCAUAUGAUCUCAAUACUCUACUCAGAGCUACAGCGGGUGAGCGCCGUGCUGUCCUCAUAGACCAAGGGGAUAAGCUUGUUGGAGAAGCAAGCAGACUUGUAGUUGCCGAGGCUUGUAUACAAUCACUGGAUAUUGAUUUCACAGAAGGGGAGAUUUUUGAAAUUAAUUCUGUUCAGGGAGAUGGACCAGGAAGUGAUCCGCAGAAGUGGAAAGAGCUGUUUGACGCUGCUCGAACCAAAUAACAAGGCCUAUACUGCUUAACUUGCAAGGCUGAUAUACUAAUUCAAUUCCUGUGCUGAAUUACCUUCUGUUUCCCUAUACUGUUGUGCACUUGUGCUUGUGCUGUAUAGUAAAUAGAUCACAUUCAUGCAUAUUUAUAGUGAGAAAAUGCAAAUUUGGGAAGAUGAAAAGUGAGGAAUGAUUCUUUCCUAUCACUUCUUUUCCUUUCCUUUCCUCUGCCUCCAUCAUAAAGCAAACAUAAGAAACUUAUUCAAUUCCUUUCUAAUGAUUCCAUCCAUUUAUUGCUACCAAGUAAAAGUUUUCAAAACUUGAAUUAUGAAUACAUUUUGUGGUUUCCGGAGAAGAGAAGCGGAGUUUAUAUACAAUCCAGAAGACCCGUGCACAGCACGACCCAACCAUUUGCACGCGUACGUGCUAGAGGGAUACCUCUAGUUCUAAUCAAGGCUUGCAAGGGGCUUGGCAUGUAUAGAGUAUGUAAAGGCCUUUUAUUUUGUCUAUGUGGGACAUUUGGUUAUUUUGAAGCAACUCUAUACUUGGAAUUUUAUUAAGGUAUGUUACUAUA